AUGUCGCCAAACUUAUUCCUGGCUACUCAGAAGCUCUUCUCUCCCCACAAAUGGUUCCGACAGAGCAGCUCCCAGGAGCGUUCUAAGAGGAGAACAGAGCAUUGGGCUGAGCCUACACCAGGACUGUACGAAUAUAUUCCUGGUCGAGGCUGGUACUUGAUCGCACGAACAAGAAAGGCCCCUAAUGACCUCCCUGAGAUGACCGCAGAGGGAGGACCAGUCCGGGCCCCUCAGGAUCCGCCUAAGGAGUACGAGACGCUGUCCCGGCCGAUGUCCGUCCACUGGUCACGUGUUCUCAAGCGAUACAUGCUAGAAGACGAUUACAAAGCGCGGAAGAAGUAUGGCUUCACUCCCAACGAAAGAGGCAAGAACGUCGAAGUCGGCUUCUUCCGCCUUGACGACGGCGUCGCCUGGGUACAGUGCUGGGACCAGGAAGGCACGUUCGUCCCCGGUCCCUACAAGAUGUGGUGCAUCAGUGUGCGCACAGGCCUGUUCCGGCCGAUGCUCAAGCGCGACGAUCCGAAAUUCGUGGGCUCAAGACACUCCUCCCGCAGCAAUAGCCGCAAUCCAAGCUUCGAGCGCGAUGCCGAUAGCACGAGUCAGGACUCCCGCUCCACGGAGUUUUAUGUCCCAUCUCUGGCGGGCAGUAAUCGCGAUGGACCUAGUGUGCCCAGCACCCGCCCAAAUAGUGUCCGCAUGGGCUCGACUUCUGCGACGCACAGUCAGCAGGCAAGCAGGCGGAGCAGUCCGAAGCGCAACGGCAGUAUCGAGUAUGAGAAGGACAAGGCGGCUAUGAGGCAGAUGGCCAGAGAUCAUCGAGAGGCGCUGCUCGCUGCUGCGAAGAAGGAGCGGGUCGACUCGAAAACGGUCGUUGAGCAGGUUGAGCGCGGACGCUCGGAGAAGCAGAUUGCUUCCAACUAA
Messenger RNA from Didymella exigua CBS 183.55, 921 nucleotides. RefSeq lists its product as uncharacterized. The record is from RefSeq and is a predicted model, not a curated record. NCBI's taxonomy places the organism in Eukaryota, Fungi, Ascomycota, Dothideomycetes, Pleosporales, Didymellaceae. The coding region runs from base 1 to 921 and encodes 306 amino acids. The transcript has a single exon.